UUUUCGUUCGAUUCUUCGAACAUUGGUCAUUCGCCCGAGAUUCUUUAUUAUCUCCAAACGCACCCUGGGCUUUCCUAACUACCUCCUGAACAUAGGCCCAGAGGACUUACACAUUUUGAAAAAUAAUGUUCAACACUUGCUUUUUGAGUAUAUGUCUGUUAUUCUUGCCUAUCUCUAGGUCGAGACAUGAAUAGGGAUGGCCUUUGUUCGAAAAAUCGAACGCUGGUAGAAAAUGGGUUAAGUCAUGCCAAAUCGAGCACUUAUCAUUCGAAAAUGUUUUCUGCUAAUAUUGAUGAAUGAGCCGUCUAAAUGUGUUAAAUUUUCCCUUGAGUGUAAAAAGCAUUCGCAAAACACGUGAAUCGAGAUAAAUAUAAGGUAUAAACGCCUAUUUUUACUUCAAAUGAAUUCAGUUGAUCGCAAAAUACCGUUCAGUCGAUUUUUUUUUAUCGGAAAUACAAAAUGAAUAUAGUUCACGUGUUUUUGAUUUUGUGUUUCUCAUAUCAAAAUGUAUUCGGUUAUAAUAUUCUGGCUAUCCUUCCAACGGCUUCAAAAUCGCAUUACUACAUUGGAAGCAACCUAAUGAAGGGGCUGGCCAAAGAAGGUCAUCAAGUGACUGUUAUCAGCCCUUUCAAAGAGAAAAAACCCAUUGAAAACUUCAGUGAAAUUAUGCUGGAAAACUUUUGGGAAGUGUCACGAAAAACAUGGGCAGCUAAUAAUGGUAUUGAAUACAAUAAUAUUUACUUCUGGGAUGUAAUGAAAAAGUACUAUGAAGCUGCAGAACUCUUGGUAAAUUUGACACUUUCCAGUCAGAAUCUUCGAGAUUUUAUAAAAACAAAGCAGCAUUUUGAUGUGGUUGUGUUAGAAAUCUGUUUAAAUGACCAUUUGCUCGGUUUUGGCCAACAUUUUAAUGCUCCUGUGAUUGGUCUGUCUGCAUUUGGCGCUUCGAAAUGGACGACUGAUUUGGUCGGUUCACCAAAUUUUGCAUCAUAUGUGCCACAUACAAUUAACUACUAUACCGAUCGAAUGAACUUCUGGCAACGCAUGUACAACUCGCUGACCUUUUGGUUUGAAGAUAUUGCAAUGCCGUACUACUACAUACCACAACAGCAAAAAGUGAUGGAGCAGUUAUUUCCAGAAGCUAAAAAUUGGCCAUCGCUUGAAGAAAUGAGAAGAAACGUGUCAUUGGUGCUGUUGAACACCCACACAACAAUCGGAACACCACGGCCGUAUGCACCAAAUAUGAUUGAAGUUGGUGGUAUGCAAAUUCAGAAAAAAAUCGCACCGCUGGCUCCGAAAAUACAAACAUUUUUGGACGAUGCUAAGAACGGAGCGAUUUUCAUUUCUCUCGGUUCGAAUGUACUCAUUACGAAAUUGCCCAAGGAUCAGUUGGAAGCGAUCACAGGUGCCUUCAGUUUGUAUCCGAACCAUCGAAUUUUGAUCAAAAGUGACGAGCAUGUCGUGAUUCCAUCGCACAAGGAGUCCGACGUGUUGGUUGAGCCUUGGUUCAACCAGCAAUCGAUCUUGGCGCACAAGAAUAUCAAACUAUUUGUUACUCAUGGUGGUCUAUUGAGUACAACCGAGGCCGUUCAUUUCGGCAAACCCGUGGUCGGCAUUCCAUUCUUUUUUGAUCAGCACCUGAACAUGUACCUUGCUGAACAGAAGGGGUUUGGAAUUUCAAUUCCAAUUGAAACUCUAACCGCAGAUAAGAUAUCAACGGCUAUUAGAAAAGUACUCAGUGAACCAAGUUAUGCCAAAUACGCGAAGAUCACUUCUGAUAGAUUCCGUGAUCAGCCGUUGUCUCCACUGGAAACUGGCAUGCACUGGGUUAAGCAUGUGGCUAAGAAUAAGGGCGCUCCACAUUUGAGAAGUGUCGCAGUUGACUUGCCGAUUUACAAACUGUACAAUUUGGACGUGUGGGCAUUUAUUUUCACGCUCGUUUUAUUGAGUCUAUUCUUGACGAUAAAAACGAUCAAAUUUGUCAUUUCAUUGGUGUUCACAUCAAAUUCAAACAAGAAAUUGAAAAAAACGUAAUCAAACGCUAUAAAAUUAUACUCACGAGCAGUAGGCAUGUGCUGAUAAAUUUUAGGUUACACAUUGUAUGUUCAAUUAAAGUUUAAAUUCCUAUAUACUAAAGCACGAUGGAAUGUUUUGCAAAAAAAUCUGUAUUAUUAAUAAAAUAAUUUAUUAUAAAAACAAACA
Messenger RNA from Sitodiplosis mosellana (orange wheat blossom midge), 2199 nucleotides. RefSeq names its product UDP-glucosyltransferase 2-like. The transcript has 4 exons. Bases 460 to 2031 code for a protein of 523 amino acids. NCBI's taxonomy places the organism in Eukaryota, Metazoa, Arthropoda, Insecta, Diptera, Cecidomyiidae. The record is from RefSeq and is a predicted model, not a curated record. Gene Ontology annotation, molecular function: UDP-glycosyltransferase activity.